Molecule: messenger RNA, 3761 nt
Organism: Verruconis gallopava
Lineage: Eukaryota; Fungi; Ascomycota; Dothideomycetes; Venturiales; Sympoventuriaceae
Exons: 1
Coding region: 295-3495 (1066 amino acids)
Biological process (GO): protein import into nucleus
Cellular component (GO): nuclear envelope; cytosol
Molecular function (GO): small GTPase binding
Source: RefSeq, a predicted model, not a curated record
GUAAAAUUACCACGACCAAGUUGUCAAAAUAAUGGUCUGGCAGCCUCUCCCGUCGGUGACCGUGACGAUAUAAACAAAUGGUUUCACCUAUUAUCCAAAACGCAACUGACACCUCAAAAUCGGAUUUACGGCUGGCUUUGUGACUCGUGGUCCCGGCGUGGUUUCUGCACAGAAAUUUCGAGCUCGCGCACUCCGUCUUGCCCACGCAGAAGCUACCAUUGCUCGAACGUGGGUCAAAACGUAACGAAAGUUGAUAAAUUCUGCGCCAUCCGCUGAGAAAAGGAUUUCGUGGAGAUGGAUUAUGAAAGCGAGUUUAUCGAGCUUCCGGGCGAGGCAAAUCCGCUCAGUCGAGACAAUUUAAUUCGCAACCUUGCGCUUGGAGCUGGUCGAUCUGCAGGCACAAAUGACCUCCAGACGGCAACCAAGCAACUUCAAGAAUGGGAAUCCCAAAGCCAGUUCUACGUUCACCUACAGGCUGUGUUCAUGGAUCAGGAUCUGCCCUUUGAGGUUCGUUACCUGGCCAUUCUCCAGCUGCUCAAUGCGGUCAUCAACAAGCAUGCGUGGGGCAGAGCAAGCACUCAAGGUGUCAACGCCUACGAUAAGCAAAGAAUUCGAUCUCAGCUUCUGGUCGCUAGCUACAGAGAGCCUGACGACCGGCUAGCCAGGCAGAAUGCGUUACUGACGGCCAAGAUCGUAAGAUCUGAUUUCCCACGAGAGUGGCCGAAUGUAUUUGAUGACCUAAACGCUACAAUCGGGGGUGGCUUUGAUCACCAAAACCCAAUUCAUCUUCUCCAGAUGAGAAGAGCGCUGGAGUUGCUACAGAUAAUCGUCAAGGAGUUGUCAAAGGCUAGCUUGAAAUUGUCAACGCUACGACAAAAGGCCCCAGAGCUCUUGGAACCCGUCCACCAUAUCUUUCAAUCAUGCUCGGAACGAUUCAUCAACAUCUCGGACGCCAAUUUCAGUAUUGAUGAUACCAAUGCCUUGGGUCUGCUGGUACCAACAGCAGGCAUUAUUCGUCGUAUAUUGGUCAGAGGUUAUCAGUUCCCGCAUCGCGACGAGCUUGCUGUGAGGGUCUUUCAGAAUGUCUCGUUAUUCUGGCUUGCACGUGCCCAACAGCAGCAUCCCGCUGGAAGCGGUGAGACGAGUUCAAGCAUGAAAGCGCUAGAGAAGGUCUUGCUGCAACUCGCAAAAAUGCACCUAGAACUCGCGGAGGACAAUCCUGUCGCUUUUGUUUCCUUUCCUGGUUCCGCUCAGCUACAGUCUACGUACUUCGACCUCAUACGGCGAUUUGCAGAAACAUAUGGCUCCUCAUUCGCCAGUGUGGGUAGGAAACAACGUGAUGGUAGCCUGUCUGACAACCAGCCGUCGCUCGUUGAGAAACUUGUACUACGUGGGAUCUUAUUGCUUCGCGCGACUCUACGAGCCAUGUCUGAUCCAAAUGCCAUAAGAGCAAGGACAGAUGUUGAAAAGGAGCAGAAGGAGCAGGUAGUACGAGUCUUGCACUCUGAGUUCUUCCCACCAACCAUGGUGCAAAAUCUGUUGGAGAUCAUAGUGAGCAAGUACUUUGUUUUCACUGCGAGUGACUUGCAACGAUGGGAAGACGAACCUGACGAGUGGGAAGCUGCCGAAGGUGGCGAUACCGAAGGUUAUAGAUUCUCUGUACGCUUGUCAGCCGAAAAGUUGUUUUUGGACUUGGUGAUGCGCUUCACGGAAGCCAUUGUUCCCAGUAUUAUAUCCCUUGCCCACAUAACAAUGUCGAAUCCGUCAAUUGGAGCGAUACAGAAGGAAUCGGUAUAUACCGCUCUAGGCCUUGCCGCAGACAAAAUCUUUGUGCACUCAGAGAAAAACGAGCCGCGCUAUAACUUUAAUGACUCGCUGCCGCCACUUAUCACAGACCUGCAGAACCGAGAUCCCAGCUACCGGCUCGUAAGAAGGCGAAUUGCCAUACUUAUAGGGAAAUGGGUGCACAUUCAGCUAUCAAAGGAGAACCGGCCCUUGGUCUAUCAAAUUUUUUUGCAUUUGCUUGACAAGAGCGAUGAAUUAAAUGAUCUAGUCGUGCGGGUGACGGCUGGCAGACAGCUGAAGGAGAUCAUUUCAGACUGGGAAUUUGAAGUUCAACCCUUCUUGCACUACGCGCCCGACUUGAUAUCGCGCGUCAUGAAUCUGAUCACCGAGGUCGAACUUCCGGAAACGAAAAUGGCUCUCCUUGAGACGAUCAGCUCGAUUGUGGAGCAGAUGGGUAGGCAUAUUGCACCUUUCGCAGACCAUAUCGUGGCACUUCUUCCCUCACUGUGGGACGAGACUGGAGACGAGACAUUGCGCAAACAAGUCAUUGUCACAUUGCUCGUCAACAUGUUUAGUAGCAUGGGCACAGAAAGCAAACAGUACCAGGAGUUCGCUCUAUUCAUUAUUAACGCCGUACUAAGCCCAGAGUCAAAUCUUGCCGAGUUGGAGAGGAUGGCUCUUUUUGCCGAUGCGCUUGACCUAUGGCGUGCUGUACUAGACAAUAUACCGAACAUGACUGCAUCAGAGCUUCAUCCCGAGCUUCUACGUCUCCUCAAAACAAGUCUAAUCCCAGCCUUGGGAAUGGACUCAGAAGCUCGGCGCGUCGCUCUAGAAAUUGCUUCUUCGUAUUUUCUGCUUAUACCUGCAGAGUUCCUGUCCGAGCAGUCAUUCAUUGUCGAACUUCUCCGCUCGCAAGCACCAGACUUGCGAACGCUCAAACCUGAAGCCAGUGCACAGGUUUUCGAGGUUGUAGAGCAGUUGCUUCGUGCAGCGGAGGAGCUCAACGGUGCACAGGGUGUUCAAACUGUUGCAGAUGCACUCGUUGAGUCUGGAUUCAUGCAAGAGCUCUUUGGAGGAUUAAAGGAAGCGUACGAUGCACACCAAACUACCGGCCCGAAGGCGAUUGUGUCGAAUGUACAAGGACAAGUCGAAACGGACUUCUUCUCGAUACUAGCACGAAUACUUUACACCAGUCCGGAAAUUUUCUUAUCAACAAUUCAAAGCCCCGCGACGGGUCUAGGAGUUGACAUAAAUGCGACUAUGAAUUGGCUGUUGGAAGAGUGGUUCUCUCACACACAGGAGCUGGUCACUGAUCCUCCCCGCCAGAAGCUCAUGACAAUGGCCUUGACGCACCUUUUCACAACUGGCGAGCCCUAUUCGCUGGGUCGGCUCCAACAGCUGAUGGAUCUAUGGGUCUCAGUUAUCGAGUCUCUCACAGAAGGCAGUGAAGAUAAAAACAAGGACUCUCUGGUGUACACGCCCCCAUCAGGCCCCUUUGAGGCAAGUGAAGGCCAAAGCGCCGGAGAAGCAAGGAGAGCCUCCCUUCAGAGCGCUGAUCCCGUGCACAAUGUCAACUUGAAGGACCUGGUCAAGUAUGCGGUCGGAGUGGUUAUACAGAAGUGCGGUGGCCCCGAGAGAUUCCAGGAGGAGUGGCUUGUGAACGUUGACAAGGAAGUCGUGGAGCAAUUUGGAAGACUAGGAGUUGUGUGAGUCGGGCAAAUUCGGUAUCGUAGUAAACGCUUGUUUCUAUUGCACAACCCUACAUUUGCAUCUAUUUUGCAAAGAAAAACAAGCUCAUACUAAGUGAUAGUGAGAAGCAACCGUUAAAAUCAGCAAUCAUAAACAGAAGAAUGUUGAUAACUUACGAUUGGAAGACCUUGUGAGGCGAUAAAUCAUCGUCGUACUAUGAGCACUUCAAGUCAUUAGAGCUACUGGUGUCGUCUGGCACUUUUGAUAUGUGGAGGUCAUAAGGCUUU